This is a messenger RNA of Heteronotia binoei (common prickly gecko), 954 nucleotides long. RefSeq names its product olfactory receptor 11L1-like. Bases 1 to 954 code for a protein of 317 amino acids. The transcript has a single exon. NCBI's taxonomy places the organism in Eukaryota, Metazoa, Chordata, Lepidosauria, Squamata, Gekkonidae. Gene Ontology annotation, biological process: G protein-coupled receptor signaling pathway. Gene Ontology annotation, cellular component: membrane. Gene Ontology annotation, molecular function: G protein-coupled receptor activity; olfactory receptor activity. The record is from RefSeq and is a predicted model, not a curated record.
AUGGCAAUUACAGAGUGGAAAAACCAAACAAUCAUCACAGAAUUUAUUCUCCUAGGAUUUGAAACAUCCCCUCAGUUUCAGCUUCUUCUCUUCCUGGUGUUUCUUUCCACCUAUAUCAUUACCAUGGCUGGAAAUAUCCUAUUAGUUGUACUAGUUGUUGCAGACCGGCAUCUUCACAAACCCAUGUACUACUUCCUAGGGAAUCUGUCGUGCUUGGAGAUCUUCUACAGUUCAACCAUCCUACUUAGGAUGUUGGCCAGCCUCAUAACUGGAGAGAAGAGACUUUCUGUUGAUGGCUGUAUUGCACAGUUUUACUUCAUUGCUUCACUGGUAUCUACUGAAUGCUGUUUGUUAUCUGUAAUGUCUUAUGAUCGCUACUUAGCAAUAUGCAAGCCUCUUAACUACACUGUCCUUAUGCAGGAUGGAUUUUGUUUCCAUCUGGCAAGUCUGUCUUGGUUAAGUGGAUUUCUAGCUAUUGCUAUUGUCAUUGUCUUAAUAAUGCAAAUAACUUUCUGUGGACCCAAUGAGAUCAAUAGCUAUUUCUGCGAUUUUGGGCCAAUGCUUAAACUGUCCUGUAGUGACAUAAUUCUGCUGAAGAUUGUGGCUUUUAUAUGCUCCUUCACAUUUUCCCUGAUUCCAUUUCUCUUGACCCUGAUUUCCUAUGUUUAUAUUGUUACCACUGUCCUAAAAAUCCCAUCUACUGCUGGAAAGCAAAAGGCCUUUUCUACUUGCUCUUCCCACCUUAUUGUUGUGACCUUAUAUUAUGGUACCCUAAUUGUUGUGUAUAUGAUACCAGAUACCCCAUCAUUGAAUGAAACAAACAAAAUUUUCUCUCUGUUUUAUACUGUCUUGACUCCUCUAAUCAACCCCCUCAUAUAUAGCUUUCGAAACAAAGAGGUAAAGGAAUCCAUGCACAGACUUUCCAGGAAAUGUUUUUCUCUUGUGAGUAUAUAG